AGACGUUUCCCCCUUUCUCUCCCCCCAAAUCCCUAUCCCUUGAAAUCUAGCCCACACUUUUUCAAUAAACCCCCUCAACAUUGGUAAAAUUAUAGCAGAUAGCUCCUAGAGGAGGAGCCAUGGCCGCCACCGUCGUGCUUGGGAAUCUAAACCUUGCUCUACUCAUCGACGCUACUGCCCCGAGGAACGCCGUCGGGGAACGAGGAAGGAGCUGGUCGCCGGAAAUGGUGAUUAGUUGGGCUAAGAGAGAGCUGGCUACGUCGCCUGUGGCUUGCCAUGGUAGGAGUUUCCAAGAUUACGACGUUGCCGGAGGGGAGGCGCCGCGGAUGGUUAACCAUCGGAGGAGAGGAGUCAAUUCCUCCUCCAAAGUCGGGGCUGUGGGAUCGGAUGGCGGCAACGGAGGUGGGGAUGAGGAUGAUUUGGAGAUGAAGCUGAGGAGCCGGCUGAAGGAUUUGGAGGAGAUGAAGGAGCUCGAAAGGAGAGCUGAGGAAUUGCAGCGCAGCGUUUCCGGUGAGGGUUCUGAGGAGGAUGGGGAUGGGCCGGAGUCCGAGGAGGAGAAGCGCGAGAGGGUUAAAAGAGAGCUCGAAAAGCUGGCCAAGGAGCAGGCUGAACGGAGGGAGACAGCUGAAUUGAUGUUUGAGCUGGGGCAGAAAGCAUAUGGGAAGGGUAUGUAUGCGCGGGCAAUUGAGUUUUUGGAAGCUGCAUUGACCAUAAUCCCAAGACCCACGGCUUUUGGUGGCGAGAUUCAAAUAUGGCUUGCUAUGGCAUAUGAAGCCAACAAUCGUCACCGAGAUUGCAUUGCUCUAUAUCAGCAGUUGGAGAAAAAACAUCCAAGUAUCAGCAUUAGACGCCAGGCUGCUGAACUUCGAUAUAUCCUUGAAGCUCCAAAGCUGAAAAUAUCCAAGGAUGAAAUGGUCACCAUACCUUUGAUUGGCUCUAGUUAUGACUGGUAUGCCGGUUCAUGGAGUGACAAGUACAAGAAUCGGGGCCAGAGAAGAAAGGUGACAACAACCGACGAACUUCCUUCAUCAAGGGACCUCCUCGGUGACUUCUUGGUCUGGCGCCCGCCAACCGGCUGGGAAAAAAACCGUGCCUUCUGGAUUACCCUUACAUUGUGGCUGGGCUUACUUGGAACUGCCCUUCUCUUGCAGCAGUGAGCCUUCAUGGUUGAUGCUAACCUGUGAAUGGAGCACCACUUUUAUGUGUAGUAUUUCCAGUUCAAGCAUGUAUAUGUCAUAGUUAAUUCUGUAUAUUUUUAUAAAAUUUUAGUCUCUUCCAAAAGCAAGCCAUGUAAUAAUGUAAAUUUCUUAUCUGAAGCAUACUGGUGAAUUUCUUUGCCAAACAAAUACAUGGUUCUUGUCUGUUCAGAAA
Messenger RNA from Dioscorea cayenensis subsp. rotundata (Guinea yam), 1371 nucleotides. RefSeq lists its product as uncharacterized. Gene Ontology annotation, molecular function: protein binding. Gene Ontology annotation, cellular component: chloroplast thylakoid membrane. Lineage: Eukaryota; Viridiplantae; Streptophyta; Magnoliopsida; Dioscoreales; Dioscoreaceae. The transcript has 4 exons. The record is from RefSeq and is a predicted model, not a curated record. The coding region runs from base 120 to 1157 and encodes 345 amino acids.